Messenger RNA from Phoenix dactylifera (date palm), 783 nucleotides. Its product is annotated as YCF49-like protein. Lineage: Eukaryota; Viridiplantae; Streptophyta; Magnoliopsida; Arecales; Arecaceae. The record is from RefSeq and is a predicted model, not a curated record.
AUGUAGUAAGCCCCGAUGCUUCAUUUUCCAAUCUCCCCCGCAAUCUAUGGCGACAGAGGCAGCGGCAGCGUGCUUCUCCCACCCUGUGGGUCUCAUCUUCGCCCAUCUCUCUUCUCCUCGUCCUCGUCUCUCGCGUUCGCCUUCGCCUUCACAGCGGUCCUUACCGAAGCCGCCGAGCGGCCGGAGGUUGGCCUCGGCAGCCCUGCUGGCCAGCGGCGCCGGCCUCGCCCUCGCCGCCUCCGCCCAAGCUCUCCCUUUCGGCCCUCCGGUGGCUCUCACUGUGCUACAGGAGCCCGCGAACGCGCUUUCCCUGCCCACCUGGGUCAUACACGUGUCCAGCGUCAUCGAAUGGAUCACGGCCAUGGCGUUGGUUUGGGAAUAUGGGGAGAAAUCCGGUUUCGGAACUUGGAAAGGUCUCUCCUGGGGGAUGGUUCCACUUCUUGGCGGAGCAUUGUGUGCAUGCACAUGGCAUUUCUUUUAUAACUCACCGUCUCUGGAGAUAUUGGUGGCUCUUCAGGCUGCGCUAACAGUUAUUGGUAACAUAACUAUGUGCAUUGCUGCAUUUCGCAUAUUCAAAGCAUCUCAAGAAGGCUCCAAAAGCUCUUAGAAGCACUGGAUUCAUAGAAUCUGUCGGGUGGGACAAGAAGUUAGAUCGAUCUAGAGUCAGACUGCUAGAUAGUUAGAAGUAGCUUAUCUUUUAUUUAUGGAUAUUUGAAAUUAUGUAAUAAAUAAGUACAUUUUAGUUGGUUUGGUUUAAAUACAUUAAUUAUGGAUUUAUUGGAA